Messenger RNA from Xiphophorus hellerii (green swordtail), 3158 nucleotides. Its product is annotated as extracellular calcium-sensing receptor-like. Gene Ontology annotation, cellular component: plasma membrane. The record is from RefSeq and is a predicted model, not a curated record. Gene Ontology annotation, biological process: G protein-coupled receptor signaling pathway. Gene Ontology annotation, molecular function: G protein-coupled receptor activity. The transcript has 8 exons. The coding region runs from base 183 to 2621 and encodes 812 amino acids. Lineage: Eukaryota; Metazoa; Chordata; Actinopteri; Cyprinodontiformes; Poeciliidae.
UUGGCCUGAGAUUAGCAGUGAGUUUGUUCAACCUGUUAAUUGCAGUUGUUGCUGGCUCCUUUAAUGAUGACGUGGUAAGAACCAUUCAGUCAACAGACGCUCUGAACGGUGCUGGUGUCAGCGCCGAGGCUCCAUUGGUGAAAUGUAGCCUGCAGGGUUCUGCCCGUCUGCCUGCCUUUUCCAUGGAUGGGGACUUUGUGAUUGGAGGGGCUUUCUUUAUUCACUACCAAAUGCACACACUGGUAAACAACUACACCACAAAGCCUGAGCUACCGAGAUGCACAGGAAGUUUUAACGCCCGGGAUCUGCGCUUCUCCCGCACAAUGAUCUUUGCAAUUGAGGAGAUAAACAACAGCACAGAGCUGCUGCCUGGCAUCAGACUGGGUUAUCAGAUCUAUGACACAUGCUCCGCCGUGCCAGUAGCUGUACAUGUGGCAUUUCAGCUGUCAAACGGUCAGGACCCUGUGUUUUACAAAGGAGAUAAUUGUUCUCAGUCUGGAGUGGUGGUGGCUGCUGUGGGAGACUCUGGAUCCACUCCAUCCAUCAGCAUGUCACGCAUCAUGGGGUCAUUCAACAUCCCUCUGGUGAGUCACUUUGCCACCUGUGCCUGCCUGUCUGAUAAACAGGAGUACCCGACCUUUUUCAGAACGAUUCCCAGUGAUUAUUAUCAAGCCGCUGCGCUGGCCAAACUGGUGAAACACUUUGGUUGGACCUGGAUCGGAGCCGUCCAUUCAGACUCAGAUUAUGGAAAUUACGGCAUAGCAACUUUUCUUGACACGGCACGCAGAGAGGGGAUCUGUGUGGAGUACAUCGAAUCCUUCGACUGGACCCACCCACAGAGCAAAAUCCGAAAAGUCGCCGAUGCUGUCCGGAGUUCAACAGCAACGGUAGUCGUGGCGUUUGCAGCUCCUGGAGACAUGAAAAUCCUCUUUGAAGAGCUGGCAUGGCAGCCAGCUCCACCUCGUCAGUGGAUUGGAAGCGAGGCCUGGAUAACUGACCCAAACCUGAUGAGAUUCAGUUUCUGCACAGGGGCCAUCGGUGUUGCUAUUCAGAAAUCUGUGGUCCCAGGUUUGAGAGACUUCCUUUUAAAUCUCUCUCCCUCUGAAGUUUCUGCGUCCUCAGUUCUCACUGAGUUCUGGGAGGAUGCGUUCAACUGCAGCCUGACAAAAGCUUCUAAACUAAACAAGAGAGUGUGUGAUGGAACUGAAGAUCUAAAAACCCUUAAAAGUCCGUACACUGAAACAUCUCAGUUAAGAGUUUCUAACAUGGUGUACAAGGCUGUUUAUGCAAUAGCACAUGCUAUACACAAUGUAAUAUGUGAGGAAACAAAUGCAACCAGACAAUGUAAUAAAUACAUCAGACUGGAGCCCCAACAGGUUUUAACUGAACUAAAGAAAGUAAACUUUUCUCGAAAUGGCUAUCAUGUGUCGUUCGAUGUUAAUGGGGACCCCAUAGCUUUUUAUGAGCUGGUAAACUGGCAAAAGACUGAGAAAGGUGUUAUUGAGCCGGUAACAGUGGGAUACUACGAUGCAUCACUGCAGAGGGGGGAACAGUUUCGUAUCAACAGGAACCUAACCUGGCUGGAAGAUGGCACACAAGUUCCAGUGUCGGUUUGCUCAGAGAGUUGUCCUCCAGGAACUCGUAAAGUGUUGCAGAAAGGAAAACCAAUCUGCUGCUAUGACUGUAUACCAUGUCCUGAAGGAGAGAUCAGUAAUAUGACAGAUGCUCCAGAUUGCUUCCUGUGUCCCAGAGAGUUCUGGCCUAAUGCAGGGAAGAACAAUUGUUUUCCCAAACCUGUGGAGUUUCUUUCCUUCGAUGAAGUCCUGUCAAUCAUCCUGGCUGUAUUCUCUGUUAGUGGAGCCUUUCUGGCUAUAAUUACAGGAUUGCUUUUCUUCCAUCACAGAACAACCCCAAUUGUCAGAGCCAACAACUCAGAGCUGAGCUUCCUGCUGCUCUUCUCUCUGACUCUGUGUUUCUUAUGUUCAUUAACUUUCAUUGGAGCCCCCUCUGAGUGGUCCUGCAUGCUGCGGCACACAGCGUUUGGCAUCACAUUUGUUCUCUGUAUCUCCUGUGUUCUUGGGAAAACUAUAGUGGUUCUAAUGGCCUUUAAAGCUACACUUCCUGGUAGUAAUGCAAUGAAAUGGUUUGGACCUGUACAACAAAGAAUGACUGUAAUGUCUGUAACCUUUAUUCAGGUUAUAAUAUGUAUCAUUUGGUUGGUUGUGAGUCCUCCCUUCCCAGUGAAAAAUCUGACCACCUACAAGGAGAAGAUCAUCCUGGAAUGUGCGUUAGGCUCUGCUGUUGGUUUCUGGGCUGUGCUCGGCUACAUCGGCCUGCUGGCUCUGUUUUGCUUUGUGUUAGCUGUUCUAGCUCGGAAACUACCUGAUAAUUUUAACGAAGCCAAGAUGAUAACCUUCAGCAUGUUGAUAUUCUGUGCAGUCUGGAUCACCUUCAUCCCAGCUUAUGUCAGCUCUCCUGGAAAAUUUACUGUGGCUGUGGAGAUAUUUGCUAUUCUGGCCUCCAGUUUUGGACUGAUACUGUGUAUAUUUGCUCCAAAGUGUUUCAUCAUUUUGAUUCAGCCAGAAAAGAACACCAAGAAAUAUUUAAUGAACAAAAAGUAGUAGUAUACCAUGUCUCGAUUGAAAUCAAAAUGUGCGGUAAGCCAUGUUGAUGCAACUGCUAAACAUUUGAUCCAGCUUUAUUUCUUUUCACGAAGCUUUAAAAUAUCAGAAAUAUCAGCCGCGUGACGUGCCGCUGAAGAGAUUUUGUUGUUUGUGUUGUCUUGUUUCAAAAAUAAAUCCUGAAAAAAACUGUACAAAAAGUAAUUUUGAGGGGUAAAUUUUUGCUUGAAUACUUAAUUAUCGACAGCUGUAUUUAAAUGCCACUCUCCAAAGAUUAAAAACAUCCUGAAAUAUGUUACUUAUUUUCAAGGCUUAUAUCCAACUCAUUAGCCUGACUACACGGUGCAUCAUACUGAUUCAAUGAUGGGAUGAUUCACGGAUCAGCAGUGACGGCGUGUUUGAAGAAAAUGCUGCAUGACUUUGAAAAAAUCCUUUAAUGGAGAAACUAACUAUAAAAGUAAUGUGAUGUACACUUUGAUGCUUUGCUUGUGAUGGCUUUGUUUUCUUUAUUGAAGAAUAUUAAAGAGUUUAAUCAUG